AUGGCCGUCCGCGAGCCUGAUCAUGCUGGCUCGUGGUACAGCGCCAACGGUCCCGAGCUGACCCAACAACUAGACACAUGGCUUUCGAAGCCACCCUCAGAAUUGCCUCUACCUGGUUCUCGAGUCGUCAUAUCGCCUCAUGCUGGAUUUGCGUACUCCGGACCUGCCGCAGCCUACGCCUACAAAGCUCUCGACUUAUCUCAAGCCAAGAGAAUCUUCAUCCUACAUCCAUCCCAUCAUCACCACCUCAGCACUGCCGCAUUACCAGUGGUUCAGGGUUAUCUGACACCCUUGUCUUCUGAUCCGCUGCCCCUGGAUCUCGACUUGAUACGGAAGCUGUCCACAAUGACUGCCACAACCUCGCAGAACCGGCAGAUCAAAUUCAAUACCAUGUCCAAGGAUGUCGACGAGGCUGAACACUCCGCUGAGAUGCAGCUGCCAUACAUUCACCGACUACUCCAGAAACUCUACCCAGAUCAACCGACAUCGACUUAUCCUCCCCUAGUGCCAAUUAUGGUCGGAGGCACGAGUCCGGCUACAGAGAAGGCACUCGGCCAACUCCUCGCGCCAUACAUAGCCGAUCCAACCAACGCGUUCGUCAUCUCAUCUGACUUCUGUCACUGGGGCUCACGGUUUGGUUACACGUACUAUGUGCCAACUUCGCCGUCACCAGCAGUCGAUCCGGGAAGCUUGCCCAAUGGUCUCUCGAAUCCUUCACGAGACGGCCAGCUUCACAGUCAAUCAUCAGUUUCCCAAGGCAUCUCACUGAGAUCAUCCAAAGAUGUUCCGAGCCGAGGCCCAAAGAUCCACGAGUCGAUCGCUCACGUGGACAGAGCUUGCAUGUGUGCCAUCGCCACAGGCUCGCAUGAUGCGUUCUUGGAUAUCCUGCAAGGCACAGGCAACACAGUGUGCGGCAGACAUCCCAUCGGAGUCUUCAUGGCAGGGCUGGAAGAAGUAGAGAGGAAGUCAGGUGUGGGCUCGAACGAGACAGAGAUGAAGAGGCGCUUUCGAUUCCUUCGCUACGAGAGAAGUAGCGACGUUACUUCGAUUAGGGACAGCUCAGUCAGCUAUGUCUCAGCUUUUGCGGUGCUAUCAUUGCUCUGA
This is a messenger RNA of Cyphellophora attinorum, 1104 nucleotides long. Its product is annotated as MEMO1 family protein C4H3.04c. NCBI's taxonomy places the organism in Eukaryota, Fungi, Ascomycota, Eurotiomycetes, Chaetothyriales, Cyphellophoraceae. The record is from RefSeq and is a predicted model, not a curated record. The transcript has a single exon. Bases 1 to 1104 code for a protein of 367 amino acids.